CUUGGUAUUGGCUGCAGUGUGUCUCCUCCCGAAACCCUUGAACCUAUAAAGCGCUCGUCAAUUCACCGUCAUUUUGCAGAAUCUUAGGUAUUUGUUCUUCCAGCCGCAGCUUUUCAACCCGGACGUCUCAAAAGCCAUUUAUCCUCAACGAACAAGCCAGAAAUCAUGGUGGUCCAUAAGGAGUUCCAGGCAGUGGGUAAGGAACCUGGUCUCAAGGUGUGGCGGGUGGAGAAGAUGGACCUGAAGCCAGUUCCUAAGCAGCUCCAUGGCAACUUCUACACCGGUGAUGCCUACGUGCUGAUCUUCACCACCCCUGCUCCAUCCUACUCCAUCCACACCUGGCUGGGAAACGAGUGCUCCCAGGAUGAGAGUGGAGCUGCCGCCAUCUUUGGCGCACAGCUGGAUGACUUCCUGGGCGGCAGCCCGGUUCAAUUCCGGGAGGUCCAGAACAAUGAGUCCCUGACCUUCCUUGGAUACUUCAAAUCCGGCAUUAAGUACAAGCAAGGUGGUGUGGCAUCGGGCUUCCACCACGUGGUGACUAACGACGUGGACGUGAAGCGCCUGCUCCAUGUCAAAGGGCGCAGGGUGAUCCGGGCAACCGAGGUGCCCCUGUCCUGGAGCAGUUUCAACCGGGGUGACUGCUUCAUCGUGGACCUGGGCAAGGACAUUUACCAGUGGUGUGGCAGUGAAUGUAACCAUUUUGAGCGUCUAAAAGCGUCUCAGGUGGCCGUUGACAUCCGUGAUAAUGAAAGGAAUGGACGUGCCAAGCUGCAGAUGGUGGAGGACGGCUCAGAGGUUCAGGCCAUCAUCGAUGUUCUAGGUCCUAAACCCAGCAUACCAGCAGGAAGUCAGGAUGACGAGACUUUUGAGAGAGUCAAUAAGAAGGGCAGACUUUACAUGGUUUCUGAUGCUGCAGGGUCUAUGAAAGCCUCUGUGGUGGCUGAGAGCAGCCCCUUUAAACAGGAGAUGCUCUCCCCCAGCGAGUGCUACAUCCUCGACAACGGAGCUGAUGGCAAAAUCUUCGUGUGGAAAGGACCUUCUGCCAACGGAGCAGAACGAAAGGCAGCCAUGAAGGCCGCAGAGCAGUUCAUCCAUGAGAAGAACUACCCUAAAAACACGCAGAUCCAGGUGGUCCCUGGCGGAGGUGAGACCACCCUGUUUAAGCAGUUCUUCAGUAACUGGAGGGAUAAGGACCAGAGCACAGGUCCGGGGAAGGCCUACGUCAUUGGACGGAUUGCCCGGGUGGAGCAGAUCCCCUUUGAUGCCUCCACCCUCCACUCCAACAGAGCCAUGGCAGCGCAGCACGCCAUGGUGGACAACGGCUCCGGCAAGGUCCAGGUGUGGCGUGUUGAAGGUGGAGAUAAGGUCCCUGUGGACCCCUCCACCUACGGGCACUUCUACGGUGGAGACUGCUACCUGGUCUUAUACAGCUACCAUCAGGGAGGCAAAGAGCAUCAUAUCAUCUACACCUGGCAGGGACUGAAAUGCACCCAAGAUGAGCUGGCCGCGUCCGCGUUUUUAACAGUGAAACUGGACGACUCCAUGGGGGGAUCUCCUGUCCAGGUGCGUGUCACUCAAGGCCAGGAACCACCCCAUUUGAUGAGCCUGUUUAAGGGCAAGCCAAUGAUCAUCUUCCUGGGCGGGACAUCACGGAAAGGCGGUCAGAGCAAGCCAGGCAGCACACGUCUCUUCCACAUCCGCCAGAGCUCCACCCGUGCCACUCGUGCUGUGGAGGUGGAGUGCUCUGCAGCCAAUCUGAACUCCAGUGACGUGUUUGUCCUUAAGAGCCCUGACUCCUUGUUCCUGUGGAGAGGAGUUGGAGCCUCAGAGGAAGAGAUGUCUGCUGGAAAAUCCGUAUGCAGCUUCCUGGGGGGCAGAGCCACUGAGGUGGCGGAAGGCAAGGAGCCAGUGGGCUUCUGGUCUACCCUUGGUGGAAAGAAGGAUUAUCAGACCUCCAGCAGUCUGCAGAAGACUGUUAAGCCUCCUCGCCUGUUUGGCUGCUCCAACAAGACUGGUCGUCUCAUAGUAGAGGAAGUGCCAGGUGACUUCACUCAGGUGGAUUUGGCUACCGAUGAUGUCAUGCUUCUGGACACGUGGAACCAGAUUUUCCUCUGGAUUGGCAAUGAUGCUAAUGAGGUGGAGAGGACUGGGGCCUCUAAAAUAGCCAAAGACUACCUGGAGUCAGACCCUGCUGGUCGCCAUGGCACCCCCAUUAGCACUGUGAAGCAGGGCUCGGAGCCUCCCACCUUUACAGGAUGGUUCCAGGCCUGGGACCCCAAGAUGUGGGACAAAGACCCUCUGGAACGCAUCCGCGCUCGUUUCUGAAUGCGCGCACUCACACAAACACACACAAACACACACACACACAUGCAGGUGCACACACACACGUCCUCUUGUAUGGCUUCCAGAAUAUUCCCAAGUGGUCUUUGCUGCCACAGUAUGGUCUGGAACUUCUGAACAGCAUUGAACAGUGUGAAGCAUCCUCUCCCUGGCCACUGCACACACUGUGUUUGAAUACUGGUUAUACCCUUUUGAGGAAGAAAAACACUGCUUUGCCUUAUGUUUUAUAUACAGGAGUUUUUAUGUGUCAGGUUACAUAUAUGUGUUUUUAUUUUUUUAUUUUUUUAUGUCAAAAACAAAUAUAACUUACUUGAUUGGAAAUGAAAAUAUGGGAUGGGAUGGGAAUUUGAACUCAGAUAAAUAAAAAAUAAACAGAAUGUUGAUCUUUAAUUUCAAAUAUCAGUGCGAUCAUAUUGCAAAAAUGAUGUAAAAUAAAUAUACCAAAUACACAAUAUACAAAUAUGCAAACCAAUGUGUUAUUUCUGCACAUGUUUGAGAAACUGAAGUAUGAGAGGACUGCCUGUCUGGAAUAAACACCUACUAUUGCCUUUC
Messenger RNA from Electrophorus electricus (electric eel), 2892 nucleotides. It is a transcript of the gene scinla, whose product is annotated as scinderin like a. Gene Ontology annotation, biological process: actin filament severing; central nervous system development; actin polymerization or depolymerization. NCBI's taxonomy places the organism in Eukaryota, Metazoa, Chordata, Actinopteri, Gymnotiformes, Gymnotidae. Gene Ontology annotation, cellular component: cytoplasm; actin cytoskeleton. The record is from RefSeq and is a predicted model, not a curated record. Gene Ontology annotation, molecular function: phosphatidylinositol-4,5-bisphosphate binding; actin filament binding.